Molecule: messenger RNA, 1756 nt
Organism: Trichogramma pretiosum
Lineage: Eukaryota; Metazoa; Arthropoda; Insecta; Hymenoptera; Trichogrammatidae
Product: neurotrimin-like
Exons: 9
Coding region: 362-1672 (436 amino acids)
Cellular component (GO): neuron projection
Source: RefSeq, a predicted model, not a curated record
CGCUGCUGCUGUCCCGGGAUAGAGCAGCAGCUGCAGCAAGCGGCAGCGGCAGUCGAGUACACUGCUGCCGAGGCACACGCAUUAUAGCAAAAGAGCCUAGGAGGAGGACACACAGAGCUCUCAUGCAUCUCGCGCGGGCCUGCUGCUGCUGCUGCUGCACGAGCUCCUUAUUCUUCUUUCCUUUUUGCGAAAGAGAGCGAGAGAGAAGGAACGACGACGGCAAAUCGGCGUGUUGUGCGGCACGAAAGAUCACAGUCGCGAUGACUCGAUGAUGAUGAUCUUUCGAUCGAACUUGCAAUCGCGUUGAUCGGUGCUUUUAUUGUAUAGAUGAGAGAGAUCAUUUUUGAAUCGCGAGAUUAUCAUGCAUCGCUCGAGGGAACAAGUAUUACAUAGGAUAUUAUUUAUAACUACUUUGUUGCUGGGACAAGUGAUAACGGUCUUGGAGACGAAAACCAUCGGUGAGAGCACGGAUCGUGGCGGUUUAUCUUAUCACAAUGGACCAGAAUUUAUUGGGCCGGUGCAGAAUCUUACGGUCGCCAUCGGACGCGAGGCGACUUUCUCCUGCAGCAUCAGUAACAUCGGCAAAUACAAGGUCGGAUGGCUGAGGGCCUCGGACAAGAUGAUCAUAUCGCUGCACACGCGCACCGUGAUCCAGAACGAGCGCAUCGUCGUCAAGUACGAUCACGCGGACAAUUUCAAGAGCAGCAGCAGCAGUCAGGAGCAGUGCAACCACAAAUCCAGCAGCAGUAGUGGUUGCGGGGACGAGGUGGAGGAGACGUCGAACGGCACCUGGCACCUCAUCAUACGCAACACCAAGGAGUCCGACAAGGGCUGCUACAUGUGCCAAAUCAACACCAGUCCCAUGAUAUCGCAGAUCGGCUGCUUGGAUAUUUUGGUGUCGCCGGACAUUCUGAACAACGAGACGAGCGCCGACCUGUCGGUGGUCGAGGGGGAGAACGCCACUCUGGUCUGCAAAGCCGUUGGCAAGCCUCCGCCGCGGAUACUUUGGAAGCGCGAGGAUGGCCAACCGAUUUUGCUCAGAACGCCUUCGUACAGUAGCGUUCAGUUUCACGAGGUGCCGUCGUUCAACGACUCGCGAUUAGUUUUACAACGAGCCGACAGGAAGCAAAUGGGAACUUAUUUGUGUAUAGCUAGCAACGACGUGCAUCCGGCCGUGAGCAAGCGCGUCACCCUGUCGGUCAAUUUUUCACCCAGUGUUCAGGCUAUGAAUCAGCUCCUCGGAGCGCCAGUCGGUACCGAUGUUAUUUUAGAAUGUAGCGUAGAGGCUCAUCCAAAUACCGUGAAUUAUUGGCUAAAGAAUCCAAAUAAAAUGCUUUUAGAAGGACCAAAAUAUACAAUCAAAGAAAAACGCGAAGGCUAUAAAGUCGACAUGAUACUUAUUAUACGGCAAUUUAAGGAAGAUGACAUUGGCAGCUACAGUUGCAUAUCAAGUAAUAGCCUAGGCAAGGUGGAGGGCGUAUCUCGAUUAUAUAAGAUAGACGAUAUCAAUUCAAAUAAGAUUUCACACGCGUCGCAUCAUUACCCAGCUUCAGAUGGUAUAGCAGAUUCAGCUCAGAACUCUGGUGGCCAAAGUAUGAUUAGUGCAUUCGAAUAUUGCCAACUUCUUGUGCUUAUAAUUAAGGCUGCUUACUUAUUGACUGCAAUUUCAUAGGCAGAAAACUAAGCUAAAGUAAAACUGCUGUAAAUAUAAUGUUACCUCUAAUGUACUAGUAUCUAAUAUGUACCAUCGAUUUAC